Molecule: messenger RNA, 583 nt
Organism: Dermatophagoides farinae (American house dust mite)
Lineage: Eukaryota; Metazoa; Arthropoda; Arachnida; Sarcoptiformes; Pyroglyphidae
Source: RefSeq, a predicted model, not a curated record
AUGGUAAUGAUCUCGAUACAUUUACUAUCAUCAUAUGGUGGCGGCGGUGGUGGUGGUGGUGGUGGUGGUGGCCAUUAUGAUCAUUCUGUAGAUGCUGCAGUAAAAUCUAAACAUUCAGUCAGCCUAUAUCCAGUACAUAGUAGCCAUGAUCCGGGUAAAACACCGGUAGUAGAUAUCAAUUCCGGUCCAUUGCCAUUAACAUUACGUUUUAAUUCACAUUCAUCAAAUAUCAACGCUAUACAGAAACAUUUUAGUCAUCCGGGACAAGUACAAAAACAGAAUGCCAUCGAUGAACCGGAUUUAUUGAUCCAAAACAUUAAGAAACCAGUUAUUCAAGAGGUACGAGAAGUGAUUGCACCAUAUCGCCAUCGUACACAAGAAGUGAGACCAGUUCGUGAACGUAUUGAAACAUUGAUCGCUAAAGGCCAAGAUGGUAUGAUUGGUGGUGGUGGCGGUGGUGGCGGUAGUCAUGGCUAUGAACAAGCCAAACAAGUUUCAUAUCCACAGGAAGGAUAUUCAAAAAAAUAAUCAAAAAAAGAAAAAAUUUUUAAUCUUCAAGGCAAAAAAAAAUUCAAUGAUGACC